Molecule: messenger RNA, 717 nt
Organism: Pediculus humanus corporis (human body louse)
Lineage: Eukaryota; Metazoa; Arthropoda; Insecta; Psocodea; Pediculidae
Product: leucine-rich repeat-containing protein, putative
Exons: 3
Coding region: 1-717 (238 amino acids)
Molecular function (GO): protein binding
Source: RefSeq, a predicted model, not a curated record
AUGGGUAAUAAUGCUGUAAAAGAACAUUGUGAAACAGCAAAAAAAACGGGAGUUUUUAAAUUGUCGCAAAAAAGACUCAGUGAAUUUCCUGAUGUUUUAUACGGUAUUAAAUCACAUUUGAGAAUAUUAGAUUUAUCUGAAAACAGGUUGAAUUCGUUACCCACAGAUAUAGGAACAUUUGAAAAAUUAAAACAUUUAAAAGUGAAUAAAAAUAAACUUGGUUUAUUACCAGAAAGUUUAGGUCAUUUGCAAAAAUUGGAAAGUUUAUCAGUUUGUGAUAACGAAAUAAGAGGACUUCCUCAAAGUUUGUCUAAUUUAACACAUUUAAAAAAAGUUAAUUUGAGUGGAAAUCUUCUUACAGUUUUUCCCAUUGUAUUUAAAAAUUUAAAAUCACUGGAUGUUUUAGAUUUAUCAAGAAAUAAAAUUGUAAGCAUUCCAGAUGAUGUUUCGCAAAUUUACGCAGUCGAAUUAAUAUUAAAUCAAAAUCAAAUAUCGACAUUGUCUCAAGAGAUAGCAAAAUGUCCCAGAUUAAAAACGUUAAGGUUGGAAGAAAAUUGCUUGCAAUUAUCAGCCAUUCCUCCGCAAUUAUUUAUCGAUUCAAAUAUUUCCGUUCUAACUCUAGAGGGUAAUUUAUUCGAAAUGAAAAGUUUAACACAAAUCGAAGGUUAUGAACAUUAUAUGGAUAGGUACACAGCUAUGAAAAAGAAAAUGUUUUAG